AUGUCUUUCAGUAUUCACCAUGAAUACAUUUACAUGGUGGAAUCAAAAACACUUUCCGAAGAACCACCUGCUCAUUCUCCUCUCUCUGAACUGGCUGUUCGGGUUCGGUCAGAUAAAAAGAACAUAAACAUGGCUGCCAUCUAUGGUUCCAUUCGUAUGAUUCAAGGAGCAGGAAGAGGAGGUAAUGAUCAUCAUUCUCAACCGUAUUCAACAACACAAAAAUCAAGCCGUAUUCAUACCAUUCGAUCCAAUGAGUCCGAUAGUGUGAUGGCCGUUUGUCAGAAUGGAGAAGUGUAUCAUGGUUCUCAUUAUGAUUCAAUCUCUGAUUCCACUACUGCUCAUUUUGAUGGUCAUGCGUUGAGAGCCAUUCAUCGACUUGAAACACCAGAAAUUCAGAACGAAAACGAGAAGGUCAUUAAUGUAGAGGUGACAUCGAGUAAGAGAAUUAUUCUUACAAAUAAGAGUUUAUACGUGCUUGAUUUUAAUGCAUCUCAACUCAGUGGGGGAACUCCACUUCCAACAUUAGAAGAUCCAUUGGAUCGUUUUAAAAGUGUUCGGUGUAGCUCAAGAGCUGAUUUUUUCUUUGUUUUGACAGAAAUGGGAAAGGUGUACUGCAAUGGUAGAAAUUCUAAUAGCGUAUUUGGAAACGACUGUGCAGGUGGAGAGGAAUCAAUUUCACCAUUUAAAAUGCAAGAAUUUCUGUCAUCUUUACCAAGUCCAGUUGAGGAUAUCGAAUGCGGUUAUUUAUUUGCAGUGGCAAGAUGCAAGAAUGGAAACGCAUAUGGUAGUGGAUAUAAUUGUUAUUGCAAUAUCGGCAUUGAUGGUGACAGAACUGUGGAGGCAGACACGUUCAAACUGGUAGAAAAAUUACAAGGACGAAUCAAACAGCAUGCAUGCGGAUCAUUUCACACAGCAUACAUUACAUUUGACAAUGAAUUAUGGGUUUGUGGCUUGCAAACAGAUGGACAACUUGGCGGAGAAUUUAGAGAUGAAUAUGAAAACACGGAUUGUGUCAACCUGGUUCAAUUCACCCUUGGAGACAUGACUCGAUUCAAAAGCGUUUGUUGUUCUGGAUACGGAACCUUUAUUUUAACUGAACACAACGACCUUCUUUGUUGUGGAAAGUAUGACCAUUUUGAACUUGGUCAGGGCACCAAGACCGGUCUUCAUCAUGCUCUAUUCAAAUUAGAAAACUCUGAAAUGAUUGGAACCUUUGGAAUGAAUCCCAAUGAAAAUGUCAGAAUUGCAGUUUUGACAUCUUACGAUUCUGGUUUUUUUGGAUUUAUUCAAUGCCGUUCCUUAACUGGUAAAGGUCUCACCUUGUUUAUUGGCAAUAUGAGAAAGUGUGCCACAUCAAAUCACGCUCGAGUUUAUACUGAUCUUACGAUCCACUGUUGUCACUAA
Molecule: messenger RNA, 1404 nt
Organism: Naegleria fowleri
Lineage: Eukaryota; Heterolobosea; Eutetramitea; Acrasida; Naegleriidae
Exons: 6
Coding region: 1-1404 (467 amino acids)
Source: RefSeq, a predicted model, not a curated record